UGCCGUCACUCCCACCUGCACUCUCGACCCACGCUUUCGACACACUCCCGAUUCGUCGCCUUCGUCUUCCUAACAGAAGGAGAGAGAGCAGAGUAAGAGAGGAUGGGGUCGGAGGGGCCGGGGCAUGGGUUCGGAUCCGGGGCGGCGGAGCGGGACAUCGACGAUCUCCCGCCGAACGACGCCAACUACACGGCGCUGACGCCGCUCUGGUUCCUGGAGCGGGCCGCCCUGGCCCAGCCGGACAGGGCGUCCGUCGUGCACGGCCCGGUCCGGUACACCUGGGCCGAGACCUACCGCCGGUGCCGCCGCCUCGCCUCUGCGCUGGCGCGCCGAUCUGUCGGCCACGGCAGCACUGUUGCUGUGAUAGCUCCAAAUGUUCCGGCAGUGUAUGAAGCCCACUUCGGCGUUCCAAUGUCUGGAGCUGUGGUGAACUGCGUAAACAUCCGGUUAAAUGCUGAGACGAUCGCGUUCCUUCUUGACCAUUCCGUGGCAGAAGUUGUGAUGGUGGACCAAGAAUUCUUCACCCUAGCCGAAGAAUCUCUGAAGAUAGUAUCAGAGAAGAAGAAACAGAAUUUUCGGCCUCCAACCCUAAUUGUCAUCGGCGAUCCAACCUGUGAACCUAAGUCUCUACAAUACGCUCUAGGACAAGGGGCCAUCGAGUAUGAGGAGUUCCUGAAAACCGGUGACCCAGAAUUCAAUUGGAAGCCUCCGAAGGAUGAAUGGCAGAGCAUUGCCUUAGGUUACACUUCUGGGACUACUUCAAGCCCAAAAGGUGUCGUGUUGCACCACCGUGGCGCCUACCUCAUGGCGCUCAGUGUUGCUAUGGUGUGGGGAAUGCCUGAAGGGGCUGUUUACCUGUGGACUUUGCCUAUGUUCCAUUGCAAUGGUUGGUGUUACACCUGGGCGCUGGCUGCCUUCUGCGGAACCAGCAUAUGUCUUCGCCAGGUGAGCACAAAGGCUAUAUACACUGGUAUUGCAAAACAAGGAGUGACACAUUUCUGCGCUGCGCCGGUCGUCAUGAACAAUCUCAUAAACGCUCCUGCAAGCGAGACCUUCCUGCCACUCCCCCGUGUGGUCAAUGUCAUGGUGGCCGGAGCCGCCCCGACACCAUCGCUUCUUGCGGCGCUCUCUAUCCGCGGUUUCCGUGUCACCCACACUUACGGCCUGUCUGAGACCUAUGGCCCGUCGACGGUGUGCGCGUGGAAGCCCGAGUGGGACGACCUGCCGCUGGAGGAGCGCUCCCGUCUGCACUGCCGGCAGGGCAUCAGGUACACCGCACUGGAAGGCCUGGACGUGGUUGAUCCCAAGACAAUGGUCCCCGUCCCGGCCGAUGGCAAGUCCUACGGGGAGAUCGUGAUGAGGGGCAACGCCGUGAUGAAGGGCUACCUGAAGAACCCCAAGGCGAACGCCGAGGCGUUCGCGCACGGCUGGUACCACUCCGGCGACCUCGGCGUGAAGCACCCCGACGGUUACGUCGAAGUCAAGGACCGGAUGAAGGACAUCAUCAUCUCCGGCGGGGAGAACAUCAGCACCCUGGAGGUGGAGAAGGUGGUGUACAUGCACCCGGCGGUCCUGGAGGCCUCGGUGGUCGCCAGGGCCGACGAGCGGUGGGGGGAGUCGCCCUGUGCCUUCGUUACCCUCAAGGAAGGGGCCGGUGGCUCCGACGAGGCGGCGCUGGCGAACGACAUCAUGAGGUUCUGCCGGGAAAGGAUGCCGGCCUACUGGGUCCCCAAGUCGGUCGUCUUCGGGCCGUUGCCCAAGACGGCGACGGGGAAGAUCAAGAAGCACGAGCUGAGGGCCAAGGCCAAGGAGCUUGGCCCUGUGAAGAAGAGCAGGAUGUGAGCUCCAAUGCUGAGAUACACAUACGUGUAGUGGACUGUGGACGAUAGCGCCAUCGUGAAUAAAGGUUAUGCUCUGGGUAAAUUCCCAAGUGAAGGCUUGUCUUUAUAAGAAAUUCAAGCACUCGUUUUCUUUCAAGAAAAUACGUACAAGAGGGAGAUAGAACACGAACUCUGCUUCUGUGUUCCGCUGUGUUUUGUUGUUCAGAUAAAGCCCUCAUGGCUUACGCUGUGUAGCCUCUUCUAGUCUUGUGUGAUAGUGCAUAACCAAAUGGAGGCGGUUGUUGUGGUC
Triticum aestivum (bread wheat) is the source of this 2130-nucleotide messenger RNA. RefSeq names its product acetate--CoA ligase CCL3. NCBI's taxonomy places the organism in Eukaryota, Viridiplantae, Streptophyta, Magnoliopsida, Poales, Poaceae. The record is from RefSeq and is a predicted model, not a curated record. Bases 103 to 1842 code for a protein of 579 amino acids. The transcript is spliced from 3 exons.